AUGGCAGAAACAUCAAAAACCAGUGAUCAAAUUCAUGCGAAACUUCCAAUCUUUGACGACAGCAAUUAUGAAAGAUGGACAGUGCAAAUGAAGGUUGUCUUUAGGUAUCAGGGUGUUCUAGAUGUCAUUCGUAGUGGAGUGACACCGCUUGACGAAACACCAACGGAGGCGGCGAGGGAAACUCGCCGUGAACAAAUGAAGAAAGACGACAAGGCGAUAUACUUCCUCCAUCAAUGUGUAGAUUCGAAUUUCUUGGAAAAGAUAAUUGAAUAUGAGACGGCCAAAGAAGCUUGGGAUGUUCUUGCAACCACUUACGCCAGCGAUAGACAAACCAAGGAGGUGAAAUUGAUGGCUUUAAGGCGUCAAUUAGGUCAAUUGCAAAUGGAACCAAAUGAGACAGUAGCACAAUUCCUGAUCAGGUUAACUAUACUAACCAACCAGAUGAAGAGUUGCGGUAAAGCAGUUACUGGUUCAAUGAAGGUUGAAAGGUUAUCACGGGACCUAGACACGUCGAAAUUGGAACAAUUAAUAUGUUCUUUAGAAGCUCAUGAAUUGAAAUUGAAGAAUAGAGAUGGUGUCAAGAAAUAUGAGAGAGAAACUGAGAAGGCAUUGUUUACACAAUCUCAGAAAAAAGGAAGUGGUAGUAAUGAAUCUUGGAAGAGGAAAGGUAAAGGAAAGUGGAAGAGUAACAAGAAUGAGGGUGGAGAUUCUAAGCAAGAAUCUCAGAAGAAAUGA
Molecule: messenger RNA, 735 nt
Organism: Lathyrus oleraceus (garden pea)
Lineage: Eukaryota; Viridiplantae; Streptophyta; Magnoliopsida; Fabales; Fabaceae
Exons: 2
Coding region: 1-735 (244 amino acids)
Source: RefSeq, a predicted model, not a curated record